Haliotis rubra (blacklip abalone) is the source of this 1596-nucleotide messenger RNA. RefSeq names its product keratin-associated protein 16-1-like. The coding region runs from base 1 to 1596 and encodes 531 amino acids. The transcript is spliced from 4 exons. Lineage: Eukaryota; Metazoa; Mollusca; Gastropoda; Lepetellida; Haliotidae. The record is from RefSeq and is a predicted model, not a curated record.
AUGGUGCUACUGUACAACCUCCCGCUGCCCUACUGUACAACCUCCUACUGUACAACCCCCUCUGUCCUACUGUACAACCUCCCGCUGCCCUAUUGUACAGGUCCCCAUGGUGCUACUGUACAACCUCUCGCUGCCCUACUGUACAACCCCCUCUGUCUUACUGUACAACCUCCCGCUGCCCUAUUGUACAACCUCCCGCUGCCCUUUUGUACAACCUCCUGCUGUCCUACUGUACAACCUCCCGCUGCCCUACUGUACAACCUCCCGCUGUCCUACUGUACAAUCUCCUUCUGCCCUACUGUACAACCUCCCGCUGCCGUACUGUACAGGUCCCCAUGGUGCUACUGUACAACCUCCCGCUGCCCUACUGUACAACAUCCCAGUGCCCUACUGUACAACCUCCCGCUCUCUUACUGUACAACUUCCCGCUGCCCUAUUGAACAGGUCCCCAUGGUGCUACUGUACAACCUCCCGCUGCCCUACUGUACAACCUCCUACUGUACAACCCCCUCUGUCCUACUGUACAACCUCCCGCUGCCCUAUUGUACAACCUCCAGCUGCCCUAUUGUACAGGUCCCCAUGGUGCUACUGUACAACCUCUCGCUGCCCUACUGUACAACCUCCCGCUGUCCUACUGUACAACCUCCCGCUGACCUACUGUACAACCCCCUCUGUCUUACUGUACAACCUCCCGCUGCCCUAUUGUACAACCUCCCGCUGCCCUUUUGUACAACCUCCUGCUGCCCUACUGUACAACCUCCCGCUGCCCUACUGUACAACCUCCUGCUGUCCUACUGUACAACCUCCUGCUGCCCAACCUCCUGCUGUCCCAACCUCCUUCUGCCCUACUGUACAACCUCCCGCUGUCCAACCUCCCGCUGCCCUACUGUACAACCUCCCGCUGCCCUACUGUACAGGUCCCCAUGGUGCUACUGUACAACCUCCCUCUGCCCUACUGUACAGGUCCCCAUGGUGCUACUGUACAACCUCCUGCUGUCCUACUGUACAACCUCCGCUGCCCUACUGUACAACCUCCCGCUGUCUUACUGUACAACCUCCCGCUGCCCUACUGUACCCAUGGUGCUACUGUACAACCUCCCGCUGCCCUACUGUACAACCUCCUACUGUACAAUCCCCUCUGUCCUACUGUACAACCUCCCGCUGCCCUAUUGUACAACCUCCCGCUGCCCUAUUGUACAGGUCCCCAUGGUGCUACUGUACAACCUCCCUCUGCCCUACUGUACAACCUCCCGCUGUCCUACUGUACAACCUCCCGCUGUCCUACUGUACAACCCCUUCUGUCUUACUUACAACCUCCUGCUGUCCUCCCCCUCCCGCUGUCCUACAGUACAACCUCCCGCUGUCCUACAGUACAACCUCCCGCUGUCCUACUGUACAACCUCCCGCUGCCGUACUGUACAGGUCCCGAUGCUUCUACUGUACAACCUCCCUCUGUCCUACCGUACAACAUCCCGCUGCCCUACUGUACAACCUCCCGCUGUCCUAUUCGGUUCCAUCAACCAGCGAAGGUUCCAUCUGAGCUACAUAACAAAACUGCCACCGGCGCGUUCCGAGUACUGCACUGCAGCGUUGUAG